Meloidogyne enterolobii is the source of this 2008-nucleotide messenger RNA. NCBI's taxonomy places the organism in Eukaryota, Metazoa, Nematoda, Chromadorea, Rhabditida, Meloidogynidae. The record is from the annotation of a GenBank genome assembly.
AAUGCGGCAUCCACGGCCCCCCAAUUCUUCUUACAAUAAUAAUCGACAACAUAAUUUUCCUGUAAUGACUUAUAAGCCGUAUCUUUUGAAGGAAGAUGAUGAACGUAAAAUUCCUGCAUUUCUUGUGAAGCUAUGGAACAUUGUUGAAGGUCAAGCAUACAAAGACAUUGUUUGCUGGGAUGAGUCCGGCCGUAGCUUUCACAUAAUGGAUCCUUAUGCAUUUUGCAGCAACGUGCUUCCUCAGUAUUUCAAACAUAAGAAUCUAAAUAGUCUUGUACGCCAAUUGAAUAUGUAUGGUUUCCGAAAGAACACACCAAUUGAUCGUUCUGGACUGGCUCGUGCUGAAUCUGACCAAGAUCACUUAGAGUUUGCUCACCCUUAUUUUCGUCGUGACCACCCACAUUUUCUUGUGAAUAUUAAAAGAAAAGCACCUGGAGGAAAGAAUUCCCCAACUUCUAAUCAACAUAAAUAUAACAGUAAUUCUAUUCCAAUGGAAGUUGCGGAUGGUGGAGUUGGACAAAACUCAUUUGAUAUGAAUGAAAUUCUUGAAGAGUUGGGAACGUUGCGUGAACGUCAGCAUCAUAUGGAAAUUCGAAUUGAGGAGUUAACCAAAGAAAAUGAGAUGCUUUGGAAUGAAAUGGCUCAUGUUCGCGGAACACAUUUGAAGCAACAACAGUUGGUAAAUAAAUUAAUUCAGUUCCUUGUCGCGUUGGUAGGACCAAAUGGAAAACAAUCUAAUCGACUUGGAAAACGUCUAAUUUCUGAACGUUCUGUUAAUCACACCGGUGAAUCUUCUAAUAAUGCAAUUGGCCAACUCCAGUCUAUCUUACCUGUUAAUGCUUCGGAGAUAUUAGAUCGUCUCAUCAAUGAAAUUACAUCUGGUGAUGGGACAAGUUUUAGUUCGUCAGCCGGAAAUUUGAUUUUUGGUCGUUCUCCUCAUAAACAAGGAAUGAAACAUCAAUAUGAUCAAUUCAAUCAUCACAUCCCUACUGAACUCGAUGCAAUAGAUAAUCUUUUGAUGGAUAACAAUGGUAGAAAUAAUCAACAAAUUCAACCUUAUACUGGCAAAGGAAUGAAAACUAUGAACGAUGAAAGAGAAAGUUUACGUUCUGAUCGUUCAGUUUCUGGGUGUUCUGAUGGUCCAAUAAUUGCUGAAGUGAUUGAGGAUUUGGAUGGCGUUAAUUCUAUUGCUGACACAUCUGCGAAUAAUGGCAUAAAUACUGGCUAUAUUUAUCAACCUCAACAACAAAUAAUUAAUAAUGGAGCAAAAUCUCCUCAUAUUGCUUCUCUUAUUGAACAACGACAUUUUGGCACUAACCAACAAAUUCAACAACAACAUAUUUUGCCAUCACAGAAUAACUGUUUUCAACCAAAAAAUACAACAACUAAUGGUUAUGUUCAAGAACAAAAGAGACUUAUAUUUCCUGGACAUGAACAACAACAAAUUCUUUACAAUCAACAAAAUCAGGCGAUGCCUGUUUAUCAACCUCAAAUCUCCUUCACUACUAUCAAUCCAAAUCAACAACAACAAACAAAUACUUUUCGACCUCCACCUUCGAAUUCAGCCAGACCUCAAAAACUACAACAGAACCAGGAAGAGCAGCGUUUCAUUCAGCAGCAGGAAGUACCACGACAGUGUCCGACAGCACCUCCACAAGGAUUAUACAUGCGCACUUCUUCGUCAGUGUCACAAUUUAUACAACAACAGCCAUUUGACGCUGUUAACUAUAAUACUACUAAUAGUCAUAGCAGUUCAGUUCUGCACACUCCUACGGCCUCUGUUCCCCCAUUCACUACAGAUGGAAUGAUGUUGAAUGAUGAAGAAAUUGCUUCAAUUGCUGGGUUAAAUGCGUACUUGGACAACGAUGACGCAACUGCAGGUCGCUUCAAUUUCUCAGAUUCAAUGGGUGAGCAUUGGAAUAACGUAGAUGAAGAUGAAUUCCGAGAGCUUCUCAACUAUGGAAAUCCAACAGAGAAUGUAACUGAUUUAAACAAAAUGGACGUUUGA